Messenger RNA from Mercurialis annua (annual mercury), 2614 nucleotides. RefSeq lists its product as uncharacterized. Lineage: Eukaryota; Viridiplantae; Streptophyta; Magnoliopsida; Malpighiales; Euphorbiaceae. Bases 1517 to 2473 code for a protein of 318 amino acids. The record is from RefSeq and is a predicted model, not a curated record. Gene Ontology annotation, molecular function: transferase activity; folic acid binding. The transcript is spliced from 4 exons.
AUUGUGACUUGUUUUACCCCCAGUUGUGGUGGCAGAAAACAAUUGGAGCCGAAAGGGUAAAAUGAGUCAAAAUGCUUACUUUGAGGUUCUUUUUAUCCAAAGCCACGAGUUUGGCUUUAUUCGAUAUUUUGUGCCAAGUUUAAGUGGCAUAAUGAACUUUUGUAGGAUUAUCUAAAUACAGGUACUCGGCUGUUUUUAUUCCAAUUCAUAUUGAUUAGAGGAAGGUGUAGUUUUGGCAUCAUUUCUGAGUGAUUGCUUUGUGUUUAUAAGUUAUAACAAUCCAUGAACAUUCAACUAUUUUAUCAGGCUUUGUGGCUCCAUUUCUGUCUCAAGUUUGCAUUCUAUUUACUUAAGGAUGUUUUUCAGCUUCUUCUUAUGAGAUGAAGAGGUGGGUUCAACAUAUAAGAUGGUGAGAUGAUAAGAUAUAAUCGGCCAAGAAUUCUGAAGGACCUUGUCGUUUGUCUUUGAUUUUAGUCAUUUGUUGAGCCAUCAAUGUCUGCAUUAAGAAUUCUAAAUAUUUCAAACCGAAUUGAGCCAACUGAUGGUUUAUUUUUCGAUUUUAUUGGAUCUGUAAUUCGAUCGCAACCAAAAGUGAACUCAAAAUUAUUAUUUCUAAACUGAAUUUAUCUGUUUGAUUUUUUUCAUACCCCUGGCAAUCUCAUUAUGUCACAACUAGUGUGCCGUCCAAAAAUUGCCUAAAUACUAUAAAGAUUAAUGCAUAUUGCGAUUGAACCCCUCAACUUUUAAUAAUUAUCUCGUGUAAUUCGUAUUGCGGUUUUAUCCCUUUAUAUAAUAAUCCGGGUUUCGUUUGUAGGUAACUUGUACCAUGUAAAUGAUAAACAAAGACUAACCUCAUUUGUCUUGGAUGCCAUCAGGUCAACUAGCUACAGCUUAUCUUGAUUCCUAGUAUUUUAUUUCUAAUAUCUAAGCAUCUUAUUUCUUACACAAAGGACGGGACAAUCCUGUAUUUUUAUUUUAAACAAGUAUCAAAUAUCUAAUAGUUAUAUCACUAUUACAAUAAAUUAAAACAUACAACUACCAAACAAAAACGUCACUCAAUUUUAUCUAUUCAACAUCUAAUCGGGAAUCGAAAUCGAUAGUCAGUUUGGUUCGAUAUUUUUCUGUAAGAUUAAAAUAUAUUUCAACCUGUUUGAACAAAAGCAAAACUACAAGAACUGAAAAUUGUAAAAGUCUUCAUGUUUUUUAAAUAUUAAUUAGAGUAUGAUCCUUUAUUUAUAUAAAAACUAUCUUCUUCAUACGUGUCUGCAAUAAAGUAUGAUGAUUGUGCAGUAGCAUGUGAAACAUCCGUUUGAAUAAAGUAAUAAUCUCUUAUCUAUAAUUACGGAUCUUGAGGGUCCACAAGUAGGGACUGUGUCUUAAAUAUGAGUUGUACUGUGCUGACUCAUUUCAUAUGUUAAUAAGACUUAGAUGAAUAGAUAUAUUCAUUCAUACAGUAGCUUCUGCCUUGUAUUACCCCUUAACUCCUCCCUCUUCAACACACAAGCCAGACCAGACAAUGGAUUUUCACUCAACUUCCAAGAAGAAGAAGACUAGAAUUGGAAACCAAUCGAUGCUGCUAUGUUGCAAGCUGUUUAUAUCAGAAUCGCGAAACCGAACAGCUCUGGACUCAAUUGAAAGAGCAGCCAGUGUUGAUCCUGAGACAGUGACAGUCACCAAAUUUGAGGACCGACACUAUAACAGGAUAAGGUACACUUUAGUGUCGUAUGUUGUUCUUGAUACUACAGGAACUCCCAUUUAUAGCCCUUUGCAUCAAACUGUCUUGGCUAUGGCUGGAGCAGCUUAUGCAGCCAUUAACCUCGAGUCCCACUGCGGUGCUUAUCCUCGGCUUGGUGUUGUGGAUGAAAUUCUUUUUCACCCUCUGGCUCGAGCUACCUUGGAUGAAGCAUCUUGGCUUGCUAAGUCUGUUGCAGCUGAUAUUGGCUCUAGAUUUCAAGUGCCGGUAUUUCUUUAUGCAGCAGCACACCCUACUUGCAAGCCUCUCGAUACCAUUAGGCGUGAGCUGGGUUACUACAGACCAAAUUUCUUGGGAAGUCAAUGGGCUGGAUGGAGCAUGUCUGAAAUUCUCCCAGAAAAGCCUGAUGAAGGUCCACAACAAGUGUCUCCGGCCAGAGGCAUAUCGAUGAUUGGAGCACGCCCAUGGGUGGCAUUAUACAAUGUGCCUGUAAUAUCAACUGAUGUCUCUGUGACUCGCCGUAUUGCAAGGAUGGUUAGUGCCCGUGGUGGCGGCCUCCCAACGGUACAAACAUUAGGCCUGGUUCACGGUGAGGAUUCCACUGAGAUAGCUUGUAUGCUGUUGGAGCCCAACCAGAUUGGAGCAGAUAAAGUUCAUAGCCGGAUCGAGAUGCUAGCAGCCGAAGAAGGGUUGGACGUAGAGAAGGGAUACUUCACUGAUUUUUCACCUGAAAUGAUUGUUGAAAAGUACAUGAAUCUUAUUUCUGCUACCAGAGACUGAUCAAACACAUUUACUUGUAUGUAUCAAGUUGCCAAGUUUUCAGCCAACAUUAGCAAUUGCUUGGCAACUAAGACAAUGUACCUAGAUAUAACAUUGACAUUUGCUAAUGAAUCAUUCAAUAAAACUGCUAAUUUGAAACUA